This is a messenger RNA of Monosiga brevicollis MX1, 1468 nucleotides long. RefSeq lists its product as uncharacterized. Gene Ontology annotation, biological process: branched-chain amino acid catabolic process. The record is from RefSeq and is a predicted model, not a curated record. NCBI's taxonomy places the organism in Eukaryota, Choanoflagellata, Craspedida, Salpingoecidae. The transcript is spliced from 11 exons. Gene Ontology annotation, molecular function: oxidoreductase activity, acting on the aldehyde or oxo group of donors, disulfide as acceptor. The coding region runs from base 122 to 1402 and encodes 426 amino acids.
AGACGCGAGUGUACCGGAUCAUUGCGAGGCGGUUGGAGCCCCGGCUCAAACUCUUGUUCCCUCUUCUCGGCCCUUCCGGUAGCGCAAACGCGCUCAUUCAUUCCUAGUUCCCAACAGCAGCAUGGCGCUGGCUGGUCUUGCUCGCGGCGUGACCGCGCCUCGCUUGGCACUCUGGUCUCGGGCGCUGAGCUCCACGACUCCCACUCUUCAGGGCAUGUCCAAUUUCCCCGGUGCCAACAGCCGCUUUGUGCAUGAGCUCAACCUGAAGCGCUCGAUCGACAAUGAGCCCGAGCCCUGCUACCAGAUUAUGAACAAGGAGGGUGUCAUUGUCACACCGGACGAGUUUCCUUCUGAAAUCAGCCAACAGAAUAUCCUCGAUUGGUACAAGCUGAUGAACACCACCAACCAGAUGGACCAGCUCUUGUACAACGCUCAGCGCCAGGGUCGUAUCUCGUUCUACAUGACCGCCUAUGGCGAGGAGGGCACGCAUCUGGGCAGCGCUGCUGCUCUCGACCCCGAAGACGUGGUCUACGCCCAAUAUCGCGAAGUCGGCGUUCUCAUGUACCGUGGGUUCUCCUUGAAGAAUGUCAUGGACCAAUGCUACUCCAACUCGGGCGAUUUGGGUCGCGGUCGUCAGAUGCCGGUGCAUUACGGCAGUGCCGAGCACAAUUUCCACACCAUUUCCUCGCCCCUGGCAACCCAGCUACCUCAGGCUGCUGGUGCUGCCUACGCACUCAAGACUCGUGGCAAACGCAACUGCGUCAUCUGCUAUUUUGGAGACGGUUCUGCCAGCGAGGGUGACUCCUCGGUGGCGCUCAACUUCUCGGCCACGCUUGACUGCCCCGUCAUUUACUUUUGCCGCAACAACGGCUAUGCCAUUUCCACCCCCACCAAGGAUCAGUAUCGCGGUGACGGCAUCGUGAGCCGCGCAGCAGGCUUUGGUCUGGAUUACAUUCGUGUCGAUGGCAACGAUGUUUUUGCCGUGUACAAUGCCGUCAAGAUUGCCCGUGAACGCACCAUCGCGGAGCAACGCCCCGUCCUCAUCGAGGCCAUGACCUACCGUAUUGGCCACCACAGCACCAGCGAUGAUUCAUCCGCAUACCGUGGCAUGGAUGAAGUGGACACCUUUUCCCAGGACACCCCCAUCUCUCGUCUGGAGCGCUACAUGACCAACCAAGGCUUUUGGGACGAAGAGAAGGAAGCCGAGCUGCAAAAGACGAUUCGCAAGGAGGUUCGCAAGGAAUUUGCUGAUGCCGAGGCGCGUUUGAAGCCUUCCAUGCGUCACAUGUUCGAAGACGUGUACGCCGACAAGCCGGCACGCUUGCAGCGCCAGGAGGCUGAGAUGCAUGAGCAUCUUGCCAAGUACCCGGAUGACUACCCCACGAACCUCCAUGAAGCUUAAAUGGAGCAUUUCAGCACUUAGCCUCCAUCGUUUUCUUUAUCGUGCGCGAAAUCCAACAGAAUCCAG